AUGCGGCACAUUACAUUCUUCACCACCCUCGUCGCAGUCAUGGGUGUCGCGUUCGCUUCGUCCCACCACGCGGCUGCUGCUCCUGCUGCCGCCCGGCCUGUACCACCGAAGCAUGCGGCUGACGGCUUUGUCGAGGUUAUUGCGGACAAGGACCAAACAGUUUUCAACCCCGUCACCCCGGGUUCUGGGCCGUCGGGGCUUAGUCUCGCCGACGCGCUUACGCUUGAGCGCCAGGCGUCAUUGUGGUGGGAAUAUGCGCGGGAUGUUUCUUCUGUGACGGCGCGGCUCACGCGUGCUGGCCACACCACACUUUUCGUACCAACCGAUGAGGCCAUCAUGGCCCUCCCGCACAAGCCGCACAACAACCCCAGCGGCACCACAUCGGACGAAGACGCAAGGCACAAUGUCGAGGCAUUCCUCUCCGCCCACAUUGUCUCCGGCGACAUCGAGUACGGCAAGCCAGCCGAGACGCUUGGUGGCACCACGGUGACCGUGAAGAAGACUGGCGACGACAUGCGCGUGGUACCCGGCGACGCUAAGGUUGUAGGCACAAAGGUCGCCAGCAACGGCAUGAUAUUCUACCUGGACGGUACUGUAAAGUACUAA
Molecule: messenger RNA, 606 nt
Organism: Cutaneotrichosporon cavernicola
Lineage: Eukaryota; Fungi; Basidiomycota; Tremellomycetes; Trichosporonales; Trichosporonaceae
Exons: 2
Coding region: 1-606 (201 amino acids)
Source: RefSeq, a predicted model, not a curated record